Neomonachus schauinslandi (Hawaiian monk seal) is the source of this 667-nucleotide messenger RNA. It is a transcript of the gene RNASE10, whose product is annotated as ribonuclease A family member 10 (inactive). Gene Ontology annotation, molecular function: nucleic acid binding. The record is from RefSeq and is a predicted model, not a curated record. Lineage: Eukaryota; Metazoa; Chordata; Mammalia; Carnivora; Phocidae. The coding region runs from base 1 to 648 and encodes 215 amino acids. The transcript has a single exon.
AUGAAGCUGACUCUGGUUCAGAUCUUCUUCAUGAUGUUGCUACUCCUACUAGGCCUGGGGCUGGGCCUGGGGCUGGGGCUUCAGAUGGCUGCAGCAGUCCUAGAGGAGAGCGAGCAGUCCCUGAGUGAGCUGUGGUCCAGUGACUCAGAGGACAAGACCAAGGCCACGAAAGGAGAGGGCAGCCGAACUACAGAAACCUUGCUGCUUAGCAACAAAGGAGUGGUGCAACCGGGCUGGGCUGAAGACACCGUCAUCGGGGAAGACGAAGUUCAGGGAAGCAAGAUGCUCGGAGCUGAGCCUCUCCUUCAGAGCCAGAAAGACUACCUUAGGUCUGACCUGAUGGCCAGGGAAUGCAACAGCCUGAUGGUACACAAGCUGAAGGAGCACAAUCGCACGUGCAUAAACCAGUACACAUUCAUCCAUGAGGAUCUGGAUACGGUCAAAGCUGUCUGUAACAGUCCUGUGGUUGCCUGUGAGCUCAAGGGGGGCAAAUGCCACAGAAGCUCCCGGCCUUUCGAUUUGACACUCUGCAGGCUGUCCAAACCAGGCCAGGUCACUCCUCACUGCAAUUACCUCACUUUCAUUUUUGAAAAGUAUAUUAUUAUAUCUUGUAAUGACAUGAAGGCCCAGAUAAUGUCUGGACAAUGAAACGACUUUUCUUCUUCUU